GUAAAAUAAAGGAAGUGAAACCUAAAUGACUCGCCUAGAGUUAUUUCAGAUUUAUUCGUUCCCACAUUUUGACUGUGUUUUCGAAUAGGUGAGUACUGGGAUUUAUUCAUUCACAUCAAGGCCAUUUGACUAAAUCCGUCAUUACGAAUAUAUAUCGUUGAGUUCCUUCUUCCUCUCUUGUUCUUCUUACAAGGUGAACAGCCAGGCUACAGGGUGUAAUCACAGAUAGAACAAUGAGGGUUAGUUAUAAAAAAAAUAUAUUUGGUGUAAUCAUUAGCCAAACAGUUGCAAACAGUUGAGUUUUGCAACGAAAACGAGAGUUUCUAUUGGACAAGUUCAGGUAGGUCCCUCCCCGUUUCGUUCCGUUUGCUUUCGUAUGUUUUUGAUCAGAAUCGGCGUAAUGAAUACGCCCCUGUUAUAUCCAUUGCACAGGAGAGGGACAUUAAGGUGUUUCUGGACAAGAAUACCAAUGCUUAAAAUCUCUUCGACAUUUCCUGGUUGCUAAAAGUCUAAUAGUUGGCCUAAUUUCAGUUUGUCACAAAACAAGCAAGAGAGAAUGUAGAGAGUCAUUGUAACAUCUAAACCGCUGUGAAAUAUCUUCAAUAACCACAAAUAUAGCAUUUUCAGACGUUUGAAGCUGGUGUACAAAACCAAAAGUAAAAGACGCAAAAACGAAACUUCAGAACGGGAAGCAUAAAAAUAGCAUACAUGGAACAGAUCUACCGCUUCUUAAGACGUUGCUUUCAAUGAAAAUGACAGAUUUAUAAGUCACAUUUCUAUGGGAAUUUGGGCUGUCACUCAAAAAGUUACAUAUUGCGGCUUUAAACUUUUACUGCAAAUUAGCAUUUAGACAUCAUUAGCACAGUCUCUCCAAACAAACCACAUCAAAAAUACUAGAUUAUUGGAAAACAAUAAAUCCUGGUCAAAAGUCCCUAUGUAGUGUACUAUUAUAGUGGCAUUUGCGAGAGGACACACGCCAAGAAACCUAGUAGUGUAUCUAAAUCAAAUUGUAUUGGUGACGUACACACAUUUAGCAGAUGUUAUUGCGGGUGUAGCGAAAUGCUUGUAACGUCUAUGCCAGGGCAGUCCAACCCUCUUCCUGGAGAUCUACGGUCCUGUGGGUUUUCAGACCAACCCUAAUUUAAACACACCUGAUUCUACUUAUUAGCUGCUCAACAAGACCUUAACUAGCUGAAUCAGAUACGCUAAAUUAGGGUUGGAUUGAAAUCCUACAGGACAGUAGAUCUCCAGGAAGAGGGUUGGGCAGGCCCUGGUCUAUGCUAAAAACGAUUUCUGGAUGAACAAAACAAAAGCACACGCUGUGUACUCAGCUUACCACGGGGCUGGCCUCUUGUCCUACAGUGAGCUACAUGCAAGCGUGUGUCAUCAGGGGCUGAACUUCCACUCAUAAUAAUGGCCGGAACGGAAUAAAUUGAAUGACAUUAAACACAUGGAAACCAUGAAUCGUACUACACCGGUUCUGACGCUCGUCGGAUGUGGCAGGGCUUGAAAACUAUUACAGACUACAAAGGGAAGCACAGCCGCGAGCUGCCCAGUGACACAAGACUUCCAGACGAGCUAAACCACUUCUAUGCUCGCUUCGAGGCAAGCAACACUGAAGCAUGCAUGAGAGCACCAGCUGUUCCGGAUGACUGUGAUCACGCUCUCCGUAGCCGAUGUGAGUAAGACUUUUAAGCAGGUCAACAUUCACAAGGCCGCAGGGCCAGACGGAUUACCAGGACGUGUACUCCGAGCAUGCGCUGACCAACUGGCAAGUGUCUUCACUGACAUUUUCAACAUGUCCCUGACUGAGUCUGUAAUACCAACAUGUUUCAAGCAGACCACCAUAGUCCCCGUGCCCAAAGACACUAAGAUAACCUGCCUAAAUGACUACCGACCCGUAGCACUGACGUCUGUAGCCAUGAAGUGCUUUGAAAGGCUGGUCAUGGCUCAUAUCAACACCAUUAUCCCAGAAACCCUAGACCCACUCCAAUUUGCAUACCGCCCCAACAGAUCCACAGAUGAUGCAAUCUCUAUUGCACUCCACACUGCACUUUCCCACCUGGACAAGAGGAACACCUACGUGAGAAUGCUAUUCAUUGACCAAAGCUCAGCAUUCAACACCAUAGUGCCCUCAAAGCUCAUCACUAAGCUAAGGAUCCUGGGACUAAACACAUCCCUCUGCAACUGGAUCCUGGACUUCCUGACGGGCCACCCCCAGGUGGUAAGUGUAGGUAACAACACAUCUGCCACACUGAUCCUCAACACGGGGGCCCCUCAGGGGUGCAUGCUCAGUCCCCUCCUGUACUCCCUGUUCGCCCAUGACUGCAUGGCCAGGCACGACUCCAACACCAUCAUUAAGUUUGCCGACGACACAACAGUGGUAGGCCUGAUCACCGACAACGAUGAGAUAGCCUAUAGGGAGGAGGUCAGAGACCUGGCCGUGGGUGCCAGGAUAACAACCUCUCCCUCAACGUGACCAAGACAAAGGAGAUGAUUGUGAACUACAGGAAAAAGAGGACUGAGCACGCCCCCAUUCUCAUCGACGGGGCUGUAGUGGAACAGGUUGAGAGCUUCAAGUUCCUUGGUGUCCACAUCACCAACUAACUAUCAUGGUCCAAACACACCAAGACAGUCGUGAAGAGAGCACGACAAAGCCUAUUCCCCCUCAGGAGACUGAAAAGAUUUGGCAUGGGUCCUCAGAUCCUCAAAAAAUUAUACAGCUGCACCAUCGAGAGCAUACUGACUGGUUGCAUCACCGCCUGGUAUGGCAACUGCUUGGCCUCCGACCGCAAAGCACUACAGAGGGUAGUGCGUACGGCUCAGUACAUCACUGGGGCCAAGCUUCUGCUGCCAUCCAGGACCUCUAUACCAGGCGGUGUCAGCGGAAGGCCCUCAAAAUUGUCAAAGACUCCAGCCACCCUAGUCAUAGACUGUUCUCUCUGCUACUGCACGGCAAGCGGUACCGGAGUGCCAAGUCUAGGUCCAAAAGACUUCUCAACAGCUUCUACCCCCAAGCCAUAAGACUCCUGAACAGAUAAUCAUGGCUACCCGGACUAUUUGCACUGCCCCCCCACCCCCACCCCAUCAUUUUACGCUGCUGCUACUCUGUUAAUUAUUUAUGCAUAGUCACUUUAACUCUACCCACAUGUACAUAUUACUUCAACUAGCCGGUGCCCCCGCACAUUGACUCUGCACCGGUACCCCCCUGUAUAUAUUGCCUCCCUACUGUUAUUUUAUUUUAUUUCUGCUCUUUUUUUUCUCAACACUUUUGUUGUUUUAUUUUACUUUUUUUAUUAAAAAUAAAUGCAUUGUUGGUUAAAGGCUGUAAGUAAGCAUUUCACUGUAAUGUCUGCACCUGUUGUAUUCGGCGCAUGUGGCCAAUAAAAUUUGAUUUGAUGUAUUUGUUACCAUUACACUAAUUCCGCUCCAGUCAUUACCACGAGCCCGUUCUCCCCAAUUAAGGCGCCACCAAACUCCUGUCCACAACAUCCACAUCAACAAACAGUGGAUGUGGAUGUGGAUGUUGUUGUGGAAGUUGGCCAGCAGUCACACAAGAUUUGGUUUUAGGUUUCUGAUCUGGGAGUUUUUCUCUGCUGAAAUGUCUUAUUUUCUAUCACAGAUUGACAAGAUGAGUGACCUUCCCAUCUUCAACCCGUUGGUCCUGAUCGGUGUGGGCUCCAGCUUCGCCUUCUCUGGCUUGUUUUACCACUUAUACAAAGACAAGAAAGAUGACCUAGUCAAGCUGAAGGUAACACACACACAAACUCAUGAAGGUGAAAUGCAGUACAGUUUCUGUGUUUUCAUUUUUCUCUCCCGACUAGGAAAUACCCAAAUUCAUCCCGGAUCAACACUUGGUAAGGAUCCUCAAGGCAUCGCCCCACAGAAAACUGCAGUACGUCGCAGUGGAAGGUAAGUGGAACCCCCCUCCCCCGAAACUGAUUAAACAGCCUUUUGAUUAAAUAAUGUGUUUUUAUUACCAGUAUGCAUUUAGAGACGUGUGAAGUAUUCUUGUUCCAGGUUUGGUCCAGGCGGACGGUGAGACUCUGGCCAGUCAGUUUGUCCCAAGAUGCUUUGGUGUGAUCCAGAGGAUAGCUGUAGAGGAACACUGGAAUGUGUGGAACAACAUCACUAGAACAUGGUAAGUACACAGAAAAUUCAUUAGCCAUAAAUACAGCAAUAUGUACACACACACUACAUGACCAAAAGUAUGCGGACACCUGCUCAUCCAAAAUCAUGGGCAUUUAAUAUGGAGUUGGAACCACAGCCCAGCCCUACUGGCCUCGAUCAAGAACUACCAAUGACCAAGGGAGGGACUGGGUCUGGGACUGGGUCUGGGUCUGGGUCUGGGUCUGGGACUGGGACUGGGUCUGGGUCUGGGUCUGGGACUCCCUCACAACAUCUCUCUCUCUGUCCCCUGACUGCCCCGUCUGUGCCAUCAAUACAUACACAGAGCACGCCUCAACCCUUGCUCUCCAUCUUUGGGAUUUUCCAACCAGUUCAGCAACCCAACAACUCUCGACUUAACCUCCCAACCCAGCCCUCGGGGUUCGUUUGCACCAUUGUGUGAUGCUUGGCGUGUUCAGGAAGCUAUAGAGACAGUGGUUGGUGAUGGGUCAGGUCUUUAUAGAUUUUUAUAAUCUUGCGCAUACAAUGCGGGUAGAUUUAGAUAUUGGCGGGUAAGGUCUUUCACCAGCCACGUUGGCGGGUGGUCAGUUUGCAGGGCUCUGCAGUGCCAGCCUUACAUUUGCGAAUAAACAGUCAAAGGUCAAGUAUGCAUGCACAUGUUAGAAAAAUAAUGCAGUAGCUGUUUUCAAAGUAUUUCUGCUCUUUUGCAUCAUAGCUAAUUGCGCAAAUAAAUACUAAUCCUAUAUCCAACCUCGCGCAGCAACACUGCAUGGGAGCUGAGCUCACUGAGUGAAGUGCUGAUAGAUACAGUUUUGUAGGCAUGAAAGUUAGUCUAAUUUACUUGAAAGUCUACAAAGUGAGACUUUGUCCUCGUGUUUCUUGGCGAUUUUAAAUUGUUUUGUUCACAAGCUCGGUUGUUUUUCAACGUUAGUUUGAGUCCGCUGCUUAAACUGAGUGAAGAGACGCCAUAAUCAGAUCCCAAAUAUCACACGUGACAGAACUCGAGUGGCCCCGUUACUACGGUAACCUCCCGCUCUUAAAGGGGCAGCUGGAUAAUUGUCUCAGAUAUUUUGAUUUAAAAGACAAAAAAAAAGAUAUGAAAUGUACUUCUUACUAAAACAUUUCUUGUUCUAGAAACAUUACAAAGCAUGGUCAUCUUUUUUUUUUUGUAAUUAUGUCAAAAAUAUUUUGGCUGGUAAAAAAGAUCUGAGUGGCUGGUAGAUUAUAUAUGUUUUGUCCAUCUACCUUGCCACAAUGGCUGGUGGACCCUAACAGUACAUAUUAGGCCCUGUUUAUACUCAUGGUUUUAUGGUUUACUUUAAUCAUAUACUGGGACAUCCACGUCUGUGAAGGACAUGACAUGCAGACAGAUGACUUUAAACACAACUUUGCUGGUCAUGAGGACCAGGAGAUGACUGCCACGGUGGGAUUCCUGUCUGUCUGCUGGUCCUGAGGACCAGAGGAUGACUGCCACGGUGGGAUUCCUGUCUGUCUGCUGGUCAUGAGGACCAGAGGAUGACUGCCACGGUGGGAUUCCUGUCUGUCUGCUGGUCAUGAGGACCAGAGGAUGACUGCCACGGUGGGAUUCCUGUCUGUCUGUCUGCUGGUCAUGAGGACCAGAGGAUGACUGCCACGGUGGGAUUCCUGUCUGUCUGCUGGUCAUGAGGACCAGAGGAUGACUGCCACGGUGAGAUUCCUGUCUGUCUGCUGGUCAUGAGGACCAGAGGAUGACUGCCACGGUGAGAUUCCUGUCUGUCUGCUGGUCAUGAGGACCAGAGGAUGACUGCCACGGUGGGAUUCCUGUCUGUCUGCUGGUCAUGAGGACCAGAGGAUGACUGCCACGGUGGGAUUCCUGUCUGUCUGCUGGUCAUGAGGACCAGAGGAUGACUGCCACGGUGGGAUUCCUGUCUGUCUGCUGGCCAUGAGGACCACCAUGUAAAGACAAAAAUGUGGGACUCCUGUAUGUCUGUCUGUGUAUGUUGAAGUGCAAUGAGUUUGACGGUAUGUCAGUCUGUUUUGACCACAACACCUCUUAAAUGUGAUUUACUUUUCAAUCCUUUUGUUUUCAGUUUGGCUUUGAAAUGAAAAAUCAAUCACGUGAGACAUGUCCUGUUGGUAAAUAGUUAGAUUAGUGAUGGCUGUAUGACAUGAAAAAUGUAUGCACUCACUAACUGUAAGUCGCUCUGGAUAAGAGCGUCUGCUAAAUGACUAAAAUGUAAGAUGUAAAAGUAGUUCUCCUGGCAUCCGCCAAACCCAGAUUCAUUUGGUCGGACUGCCAGAUGGUGAAGCGUGAUUCAUCACUCCAGAGAACGUGUUUCCACUGCUCCGGAGUCCAAUGGCAGCGAGCUUUACACCACUCCAGCCGACGCUUGGCAUUGCGCAUGCUAAUAUUAGGCUUGUGUGCGACUGCUCAGCCAUGGAAACCCAUUUCAUGAAGCUCCCGACGAACAGUUCUUGUGCUGACGUUGCUUCCAGAGGCAGUUUGGAACUCGGUAGUGAGUGUUGCAACCGAGGACAGGCGAUUUUUUUAGGCGCUAUGUGCUUCAUCACUCGGCGGUCCCGUUCUGUGAGCUUGUGUGGCCUACCACUUCGCUGCUGAGCCGUUGUUGCUCCUAGACGUUUCCACUUCACAAUAACAGCACUUACAGUUGACCGGGGAAGGUCUAGCAGCGUUAGAAAUUUGACAUACUGAUUUGUUGGAAAGGUGGCAUCCUAUGACGGUGCCACGCUGAAAGUCACUGAGCUCUUCAGUAUGUUUUUGUCUAUGGAGAUUGCAUGGGUGUGUGCUCGAUUUUUAUACACCGGUCAGCAACGGGUGUGGCUGAAAUAGCCGAAUCCACACAUUUUGAAGGGGUGUCCACAUACUUUUGUGUAUAUAUAGUGUAGUAUGGACAUAUGGAAACUAAAUAGUACUAUGGAGGCUAUACACUCUUGGUGGUCCGGCUCAAAGUGGAACUUGGAAUCAUGUAGGUCUUCAAGAAUCACAUUUUCUGACAGGAGUCUACAUCACCUAAAAGUAAUGCAAUUGCAACACAAUUCAGUACAUACUGUAAAUUCAACACCACCAUUCAUCCCUCUUCUCUCAGGAACACCAGAAUGACCAACAGGAAGGAGACCAACAACGCCGUCCCCUUCAGUCUUGUUGAACCGGGCGCCUGCAUCACCGACAUCACCGUCAAGGUCCAUUCCCCUCUGGAGGCUUCCGGCUCGUUCCUGGAGAGGGUUCACUGCGGGGUCAAACACGCCCAGGAGGGUCUGGUGAACGUGUUGUUGGAGGGCCUCAGCGGCGAGCGGCCCACGGUGCAGAAGGAGACUGAGGAGCUGCUCCGUGUCGGGACCACUAUGACGGGUUUCGGGGAGGUGGUGCUGGAGGGAGGGACCGUGAGACUACAGGCGCCACAGGACGGCCGCCGCUACAUCCUGGUCCCCACGGACUACAGGGGGUUCAUAGAGGGACACGAGGGCACGGCCAAUCUGUGGAAGGGGCUGACGGCGCUGUUUGGGAUUACGGGGGCAUCGCUGCUGGCCGGGGCGGUUUAUAGUACGAUGGGGAAAAAGGACAGAAGGGACUAGUAGUGAUGAUGCCCAAAUCGACCACCUACCCUCCUGCACAUCUAAAAUGAUUGGAUAGGUUUUAAGCAAUAUGGGGAAAAUUCAACUCAGCCUAUCAGAAGGUGAAGUAUCGCUUAAAACUUUAUCCUAGUUCUUUGUAGAUAUGGACAGUGCAUGGUCCACAAUUGUAACCGUGGUGAUUUUACAGCUGAUCAGUCAUUCAUGAUGGACCAAACCAAAUAUUUUGUUUUAAUGAGGGAUGAUGUCCUAGCUGAAUGGGAAACGUCUGUAGUGAAUAUUACUAAAACCACUCCGAAUUUACAGGAUUAUGGCGGACCAUAGGUAUUGCAAGACUGUGUCUGACGAAUCCCGUCCACAGCGUAUCAGUGGCACAUCAAGUGUUUUAAGUAGAUGCUUCAACAAAGGAGUUCUUAUACUGGAAUGUAGACCAGUCGUUUAAAAAAAAAAAAGAAAAAAGUUCUGAAUAGAUUAUUUUUCAAAUAUUUAAGUUUUAAUCGUACUUUCUUUGAAUCAUUCCUUGCCAGUCGCUGCGGUCCACAAAACUGGUGAUUGUAAGGUGUCUGAGAUUGUGGUGUAUUAUGUGAUAGACGUAUGACUAACGUCAGCAGGUGAGCUUGCUAGUAUAACAACUACCUCUAUACAGCAUUAAACCACUGUGGUUACUUCAAACCGCCCCCAGGGAAAUCUGUUGUAUUGUUCUGAACUGACAAGAGACCGGUAAAACCUGUCUAUACUGAACACUGUAAAAAAAAAACAGAUCUGUGACAUUCUUUAUUAAUUGGUGAUGGUCUGUGUCGGGAGUAUCUUGUUUUCACUCAUUAAAACCUUACUCAAGUGUGUUCAAGCUUUCUUUUAUUAGGGUGUUUAAAUCAUACCACAGCUUUUGUCUUCUUGUGACAUUGUGAGCAAGAUGUCACCUUGUGUUGUACACUAAAUAUCAACAACACCAUUUCCUUUUGGAGAAGCAAUAUGAAGCUGCCGCAGUGUACAACCUGAUAACCUUUGACAUUCUGGGCCGGUUUUCCCGGACACAGAUUAAGCCUAACCCUGGACUAAAAAGCGUCCUCAGUGGAGAACGUCCACUGAAAUAGAUUUUUACUCCAGGACUACUAGGUUUAGGGCUGUGUUCAAUCCGUAUCGCGGAAGAUC
Molecule: messenger RNA, 8850 nt
Organism: Coregonus sp. 'balchen'
Lineage: Eukaryota; Metazoa; Chordata; Actinopteri; Salmoniformes; Salmonidae
Source: the annotation of a GenBank genome assembly